This is a messenger RNA of Microdochium trichocladiopsis, 3131 nucleotides long. RefSeq lists its product as uncharacterized. The transcript has 2 exons. Gene Ontology annotation, biological process: positive regulation of transcription by RNA polymerase II. The record is from RefSeq and is a predicted model, not a curated record. Gene Ontology annotation, cellular component: nucleus. Lineage: Eukaryota; Fungi; Ascomycota; Sordariomycetes; Xylariales; Microdochiaceae. Gene Ontology annotation, molecular function: zinc ion binding; transcription cis-regulatory region binding; DNA-binding transcription factor activity, RNA polymerase II-specific. Bases 192 to 3131 code for a protein of 979 amino acids.
CACGUUCACCACACUGUCCUAGUAUUGAGAAACCGCGUCACUUUCAACAGCCCGGACCUCGAUGGCUGGAUCUGCCACCGAUACCUGCCCGAUGCCCAGACCUGCUGCCCUGUCCUCCAUGCUCGACGAACCCCAGGACCGCGGUUAGGCUCUUCGUCCCCUCACGCUAUCGUACUCAACCACAUAGCUGCAUGACCCGCCACUCAAAGACCCGGUCGGGAUGCCGGGUCUGCAAGGGCAAACGUCUCAAAUGUGACGAGACAAAGCCGUCCUGCCUCAACUGCGUCCGUCGCGGCAUUCAAUGCCCCGGAUACCAAAUCACCCUGCGAUGGUCAGCCAAGCACCAGCACAGUGGACCACCCUCUUGUGCUGUCGAUGCUGCAGCUGCUCGUUCUUACACUACCAGGAAGCAGACCCCCAAGUCGGGCUCAGCAAUGCCUGCGACGGUCGCAGGAACUGAGGAGGGGUGGCAAGCCACAGCUAUUCCAGACCAUGACAGCUUACACGCACCUUCUGGAUAUGCUUCUGGCGAUACUCUCCUUGCUGCCAGAAAUGGUCGUCCACUUCUUCCUCCCUCCUGGACCCUAGAUACAGAAAGUCCUGCUAUGCUGUCGGACUUGCCAGUGACGUCCCCGCGAACAUCGGAGGACACCAGUCAAAGCGUUAUGUCCAUCAAUUGUUCACUACACGAUCUGGGCAUAAUUGCUUUUCACGAUGAUCAGCCAUCCUUCUCUAGCGACCAAACUGUCCCUGAUGUGCAUGGUAUUCCGAGUGCGACAUCACAUUCCAAUACGUUCGAAGACUGCAAAUACUUGGACACCUCCGCGAAUCCCCGGAACACACAACUGCAUUUUGUUGAUGAGAUUGUCUUGGUAACACCACACUCAAUCGAGAAACCGGCUGGGCACUGUUACAAGACCCCUAGUAUUCCUGCCACUCUUUUUGAUCCCUCAACCAUGCUCGUGGAGUUCUGGUUUCACUCCGUCUGCUCAGGUUGGGCAGCAUACGACUCACCUUCGAAUCCCUUUCGGCGGCUCUGUGCGUCCCUUUGGUCAUGUUCCGCACCGGUAUUCUAUUCGAUGCAGACCAUGGCGGCUGCCUCGAUCCAGCAGCGUCAUCACGAGCAGCAUUGGCCCCGGCAUUGGCCGGAGCAGAUUCGACAAGUUGUGCUCGCGGCACCGAAAUCAUCGACGCAGGCUCUCAUCCAGGAGAUCAGCGCCCUGUUCCCGAGCCACGGAGACAAUCCUGGCAAUAUCACGUCGAAUGGAAAGCUCGUCUUACCCUCAGGCCUGCUGGUUUCGCUCUUCUGCAUGAGUUCUUCGCUGAGCUGGAUCGACUCACACCAACUUGGGACGCAGUAUCUCCGCCAUGCGCGAGUUAUCCUAGAGCUUUUUGAUCUUAAAGUUGAAUGUCUUUCUCACGAGGACAUAGAAUUGCUCGAGUUCUUCAAGGGCUGUCUCAUUUAUGAGCAGAUGCUGCGCAGUAUCGUCAGUGACGACGCAAACGACGUUUGCUCGCUGACCACACAACUCGAGCCCGGAGCUUCCCUCAACAUAGUACACGGUCCCGACGUUCAGCACCCGUAUGCCAUUGACGACGAGGCGCGCCACGCAACGUCUCUGCAGCAUCCUUCCCCUCCCCGAUUAGCGCUCCACGCCUGGACAGGAAUCCCCAGCAUGAUAUCGUGGCUCUUUGGAAAGGUCAUGGUGCUGUGCCGCCGCUCCCGAGCAUUGUGGCGAGGGAGUGCGCGCGUCGACUUCAAGCUCAUGCACAACGCGAUGGCUCAAUUUGAGCAAGCGAAAGAGCUCGAAGAGAGGCUGCUGACCAUUGACGUAUGGUCCAUCAUCGAUAGUGAAGAUGAGGGAGACGUUGCCGGUGCUGCGCAACCGAACCGUGAUUGCCACAACAGCGGGCCGUCGCUGUUUUCUCUUCUCGGUUCAGAACUUGGCACAUACUCUGAAGCAUCUCCCGCUGGAACGACCACCACAACUUCUUCCUCUCCCUCCUCCUCCUCUCUCAGCCAUCAACCCCAGACACGACAACACAUCAUCCUUGCAGCAGAAGCUUAUCGCUUGUGCUCGCUGUUGCAGCUGCACCAGACGUUCCCGGAUCUUGUCGCCCAGCGAAUGCCCCAGUAUGUCUGCCAUCGUAGUGGCGCCGUGCCGGAUGAGGCCUGGUUGCAACCCUUGGCAUUACACAUCACAGGCAUCCUCGAGAGCAUCCCUGCGUCUUCAGGCAUGCGCUGUUUACAGCCACUGUUGUGCAUAUGCGCUGCGAGCGGGCUUCGUCUGUCACAGCCGUCUUCGUCGGCCACAUCCGAGACUGCAGAUGCUUCUGAGAUGGCCACGGAUGUCGGAGAGACGAACUCCUGGGAGUCUUGUGGCAGAGACAGAGGCUGCAGUAGCAACAAGAGUAGUCGCGAAGACACGACACAUGAACCGAUUUACAAUCUCACGGCUCCGCCAUUGCCCCUGGCCACAACAUAUUAUUGGGAGGGCUUCCUUCCUUCGGCGUCUUUGUUCCAGUCACCAUCCGGAAGCUUCGACGGCAUUAGCGACAGUGACGGCAGCAGCAGCAUUCACAGCAGCCCGCCAAGCGCUUUCACGACAGAUACCGCAGUGCCCUAUGUCACAUCUCCCUCCCGCGACAUGCCAUCAGCUUCACCGAUGUACUACGGCUCUUCUUCACCACCCAGUGACAGUCAGAGUCCAGCCUCCCCCUCUUCCUCGCCCUCGUACAUCACCGCCUAUCCCUUUUCUCCGUCUUUCAGCGCUGCCGCCAGCACCAACGUCGGUGCCACGCCGCCGCCGCCUGACCAGCCGAGAAACGUCCAAGACGCUCGCGUGUUCCUCAGGCAGCGCAUCCGCGAACUCCAGCAGGUCCUGCCAGAGAAACCGCUCGUCGUGGCAGGCGAUCUGCUCGAGGAGAUGUGGUCUGCGAUGGAUGUGUACAGGGAUGACAGCCUCGCCGAGGGCAGCAAUGGCAACGAUGAUGACGGCGGCGUUGGGCAUGCUCGCUCCGGCGGGGCCAGCACCGGCAGUGCUGGAGGAGCCAGAGGAGGCCGAGGAUGGGGAGGGCCGCACUGGCUGGAUCUUAUGAGCAUGAGCCGCUUUCAGAGUGUGUUUGGAUGA